Cercopithifilaria johnstoni is the source of this 1362-nucleotide messenger RNA. Lineage: Eukaryota; Metazoa; Nematoda; Chromadorea; Rhabditida; Onchocercidae. The record is from the annotation of a GenBank genome assembly.
AUGCUACGAUUGAAUUCAGCGAAUCAGGAAGACGAAAGACGAAGAUCACGGAUUGGUAGUCAAUUACCCGAAGAAUUCUACGAUUACCUUGAUAAACAAGAUUUGAUACGUAAGGAUCGUUUCCUGAAGCGUUUCGGUAAACGAUUACUUGCUGCCCUCAGGCAACCGUUGCUGAGACGUAAUCGAUCAAACCUGACGCUAUUAGAUUCCGACACUGAUUCGAAUUUCGCACUGAUUGUAACCCCAAAACGUGCAAUUUCACUACUUAGUCAGCGAGCAUUAUUGUCGAGAAAGAGCAAUCCAAAUCGAGAAAUUUCCUAUAUGAAAGAUUCGGAAUUGACUAAUGGACUUUUGGAGGAACGUGCUGAAAAAGGUGAUGACAUAUUAUUACACGGUGAAGGAAUGGCAAUAAUAAAAUUGGAAAAGGAAAAUGGUGAACUUGGUCUCAAUAUUGUUGGCGGUAUCGACCAGGAAUACAUCCCGGGAGAUCCUAGCAUAUUCAUUUCAAAGAUACAAAAUGGUGGUUCAGCUUGGCGUGAUAGAAGACUGAGGAUCGGCGAUCGUAUCAUAUCGGUGAAUGGUGAACUACUUGCUGGUAAAACACACGAUGAAGUUGUACAGAUUUUUCACAAUACUAAGAGCAGUGCAGUACUCAUGAUCGAACAGGAUGCUGAAUCACGAGUUUUGAAUAGACCAACGGAACUGUCGGGUGUCGUAAAUUCUGACGAACUUUCGGGCGGCGUAAAUUCUGACGAGAAUACAUCAUUAUCAAGAAGUGACAAUAGGAGUUUGUUCCCUAAACACCUUGUAAGUAUGUCGUCCAAACCUGCGAAUACGUUCGUACCGCGAAUCAUGUCAGAAUCAACUAAAGUGGAGAAGAAAAAUGCAUUGUCACCAGUUAAUGAUGUGGUAUAUUUGGCAUCCAGUUCUACAAAUGGUAAUUACGUAGAUGAUAAACGCAUGAAGAAAAAUAAAGCAGAAAGCCGAAAUGAAAUAAAUUCGGUAGAUCAUGAAGGAAUGUUAGAAAUGUCAGUUACAACAGCAUCACCAUUUACGCCAUUGAAAGAUGAAACAGCAAAGUCGAUCGAUGAAAGGAGCGAAGGACCCGUUUCACUGAAUAGUGGUGAUAAUCAUGGUGAUGAUGAUUAUGAUUAUGAAGAUGAAAAUUCAUUAACAGCGUCUGAUCAUUCAAGUUCUACUAUAGAUGACAUUCCAGUCACACCUAAAAAAUCGUAUAGAUUGUUGGAUCCUUCAAACACCUCUGUAUUCAAUGAAGUAUUGGCUGUUUCGGCUGGUAUCGCAGCACUGGGUGUUGGAAUUUACGUUGUAUAUCAUUUUAUUAAACACCGAUCUGCCCCGUGA